Gallus gallus (chicken) is the source of this 3136-nucleotide messenger RNA. It is a transcript of the gene WRAP53, whose product is annotated as WD repeat containing antisense to TP53. Gene Ontology annotation, cellular component: Cajal body. The record is from RefSeq and is a predicted model, not a curated record. The transcript is spliced from 11 exons. Gene Ontology annotation, biological process: Cajal body organization. The coding region runs from base 835 to 2859 and encodes 674 amino acids. Gene Ontology annotation, molecular function: protein binding; RNA binding. Lineage: Eukaryota; Metazoa; Chordata; Aves; Galliformes; Phasianidae.
GCCCCUUAAAGGGCCAUCGCCCCGCUGCUGCGCACUCACGCCUUCCAGCCCACAAUACCACACUCACGCUAUUCCUACCACUUAAAAUCCACCCCAACUUUACAAAGGGAAAUUAACCAAUCAAUACCUAACCCCAAACCCGCCACCUAUGCUUCUAAAAUACACCAUCAACAUCUUUGGCGUUUCUACUGUUCCCCAUCAGCCCUUCUUAAGGACGGAUCACAACACACAACCGCGGUUCUGCUCUCCUUCUUCAGCCCCAUUCCCCCUUUCCGGUUCCCCAACGCAGAACCAACGCCCCCCUCCCAUCCCCACAGAGGGUUGGGUUAUGGGAUGCUGCUCCUCGGGUUACAAUACAACCAACGGGCCCUUUAUUCACCCUGCGGGCUCGGGGUGUGUUUUUCACCCACCAGGACCUGCAGGUCCUUGCAGCGCUGCCCUCAGGGGCCGCUCCUCACAGCCACUGCAGGCCUCAGGCCUCAGCCCGCCGACCCGGCCUGCCCGGCCCGCUCCUCCCCACGCGCAGCCCCGCACCUCCCCCAGCUCGGCGUCUGGGUGCGUUCGGGGCCAUUUUAGGGAUAUUUUAGGGCUGUUUUGAGGAGUUUUGAGGUGUUUCGAGGCGGCCGAGCGGCGCCGCCGCCACUACGCGGCGCGGCUCAAAAUGGCGGCGGGUGAGGUGACGCGAGGCGGGGUCUCGCGAGAGCGCCCGCGGAGCGGGAAGGGAGGAAAUCCCGAGAGGUUGAGGUCGCGGCGAGCUCUCGCGAGAUGCGAGCGGUCGAAUGGGGCGGCUUGCGCAGCUCUCGCGAGAUCUGAGCGAGCAGGUCCGGCGAUGUCAUGGCGGCGCCCAUAGGGGAAGCCCCCCUCGCUGAGCCCCCCCUUAUGGAGUCCCCCGAGAUGGAGCUCCCCACGGGCCCGGACCCCCCCCAAGAGGAGGAAGCGGCCCAUGUGGAGAUGGAGGAGAUGUACCUACCCCACUAUGAGCUGAGCCGCCCCCCAAUCCUGGUGGGGGGGGCCUGGCAGGAAUUCAACCUCCGCCCCGAAAACUUCCUCAAGGGCUGCAAAUGGGCCCCCGAUGGCUCCUGUGUGCUGACGUGCAGUGAUGACAACGUGCUGCGCCUCUUUGACCUCCCUGCUGCUCUCUGUGGCCCCCCCCGCGGCCCCCAGCCUGACCUGGCGCCGGCGCUGCGGGUGCCGGGGGGCGACACCGUGUAUGACUACGCCUGGUACCCCCGCAUGGACUCCAACCUGCCGCACACCUGUCUCGCGGUGAGCAGCAGCCGGCAGAACCCGGUGCAGCUGUGGGACGCCUACGACGGCCGCAGCCGGGGAACCUUCCGGGCCCACAACCACCUGGACGAGCUGAUGUCAGCCCACUCUCUGGCCUUCUCCCCGGACGGCUCCCGGCUGCUGUGCGGCUUUGAGAGCUCCGUGCGCAUCUUCACCACCGAGCGGCCCGGCCGCAACUGCACCGUGCGCCCGCUGCGCCAUGGAGGGCAGGGUCAGAGCGGCCUGAUUGGCUGCCUGGCCGUUAGCCCCGCCCAGGAGCUGUUCUGCUGCGGUUCCUAUGGGCGCAGCCUGGGGCUGUACCCCAUGGGGGGGGGAGGCCCCGUGGCUCUGUGGCCCCACCUCCCCAUGGCCCCCACCCACCUCCGCUUCAGCCCCGACGGGGUCCUCCUUUACGCAGGAGGGCGCAAGGCGGAGCACAUCCUGUGCUGGGAUCUGCGGCGCCCGGACGCGGUGCUGAUGGCGAUGGAGCGGCGCGUGGCCACCAACCAGAGGGUGACCUUUGACCUCGACCCGAGCGGCCGUUUCCUGGUGGGGGGGGACAGCGCCGGCCGUGUGACGCUGUGGGAUACGCGGAGGGCGCCGCCGCCGCCGCCCGGGCACACAGCGCUGCCGCACCGACUGCGCUUCGCCGCGCUGCGCGACUGCGUCAACGGCGCCAGCCUUCACCCCACGCUUCCUCUCCUGGCCACCUCCUCGGGGCAGCGCGUGUUCCCGGCGCCGUGGGACAGCGAUGAGGACGGGGGGGACGACGACGGACCCCCCCGGCGUGGGGAGAACCGCCUGCAGCUCUGGUGGUGGGGGGGGGGCGGCGCCCACCGCUAUGGGGACGGCGGAGAGAGCGGUGGGGACGGCAAUGAGAUCUAUGGGGACGACAAUGAGAUCUAUGGGGGUGGUAAAGAGGUCUAUGGGAACAAUAGGGAGACCUGUGGGGACAAUGGGGGGACCUAUGGGGAUGAUGGGGGGACCUAUGGGGACAAUAAGGGAACCUAUGGGGACAAUAAGGGGACUUAUGGGGACAAUAGAGAGACUUAUGGGGAGGGCAAUGAGACCUAUGGGGACAGUGCGGGGAUCUAUGGGGACAAUAUGGAGACCUAUGGGGACAAUGGGGGGACCUAUGGGGUCAAUAGGGAGACCUAUGGGGAGGGCAAUGAGACCUAUGGGGACAAUGGGGGGACCUAUGGGGUCAAUAUGGAGACCUGUGGGGAGGGCAAUGAGACCUAUGGGGACAGUGGGGGGACCUAUGUGGACAAUAAGGGAACCUAUGGGGACAAUAAAGGGACCUAUAGGGACAGCAAUGAGACCUAUGGGGACAAUAAAGGAACCUAUGGGGAGGGCAUUGAGACCUAUGGGGACAAUGGGGGGAUCUAUGGGGACAAUAAGGGAACCUAUGGGGACAAUAGGGAGACGUAUGGGGACAGUAAAGAGACCUAUGGGGACAGCACCGUGACUUAUGGGGACAAUAGGGAGACCUAUGGGGACAGCAACAGGAUCUAUGGGGACAACGCCGUGACCCAUGGGGACAGUGAAGAGGCCUAUAGGGACAACAGCGUGACCUAUGGGGACAACACGUGACCUCCGAGGAUGUCACCCAGCCCUAUGGGGACAGCGCCACCACCUAUGGGGACAACAAUGAGACCUAUGGGGACAAUGCAGACCUAUGGGGACAAUGCAGACCUAUGGGGACACCGUAAGCUCUGAGGAUGUCACCGAGCCCUAUGGGGACAGCAGUGUGGGACAACGCCAUGAGCUAUGGGGGCAGCAGUGGGACCUAUGGGGACAAUGAGCCCUAUGGGGAUGAUGAGCCCUAUGAGGCCAACAAUGAACCCUAUGGGGCUGCCACCACAAUCUA